AUGGCUAAAAAUAUCAACCGGCAUUCGAAUGAUAUUAUCAUCAAUCGGGAAAACAUUCGUUUAAUUUAUUUGGAUAAAACUGCACCCACAUCGGAUUUUCAAAGCAAACUAUCCGAAAUCAAUCCUGCAAUACAAUUCUACACAGAUAAACAGUUAUGUCAGACUACUUUGAAGUCAAUCGUACUUGAAGAUAUAUUUUUGAUCUUAGCAAAUAUUUCGUUCGUCGAUAUUCUCGAUGCUGUUCAUUCGUUACAGUCGAUAGUCGCUGUUUUUGUUUAUGAUAAUAACCGACAGAUAGAUGAUUUGAAAAGUCAAUAUUCAAAAAUCAUUGAUUUGUAUACGAAUGAAGAUGAGCUGUGCUGCUCGAUAAAAGAAAAACUUCAAUAUAUGGAAAGACAAAUGUUUAUUUAUCAUAUCUUAGAUCCUCAACGGCCGGAUUUCACACGACAAUCAGCAUUUUUCCUUUGGCAUCAGAUGUUAAUUGAUGUUCUGAAGCAAAUCCCUCAAAAUGAAUUUCGACGAGAUGAGUUUCUAAAUCGAUGUGCACUUUACUAUCAACAAAAUCGUCUGGAAUCAGAUCAAAUUGAAGCAUUUCGUUCGAAUUAUACGUCACAACAGCCAAUAGAAUGGCUAAUCAAAGACUGUUGUCUAUAUAAAUUACUCAAUCGUGCGUUAAAUACUGAAGAUAUUGAAUUUCUUUCGUCGUUCCGAUUGUUUAUUCUUGAUUUACAUACAUCAAUUGAAAAAGAUUACGCGAAGAUAGAUCAUCAAGGUUCGAUUAUUCUCUAUCGAAGACAAAUGAUGCAGCGCGAUGAAAUUGAUCAAUUGAAACAAAAUAUUGGCUGUUUGAUUUCCAUCAGUGGAUUUUUAGUCACACUCCGUGACAAGACAAAGGCGCUGGCCAGUGUUCAACCGCAGAUAACAAGCAAAGAAGAUGUUUUUCUAGAAAUUCAUAUCGAUACCUCGAAAACUUCGGCUACUUGUGCCGACGUGCCAUCGAAUGGAGACGAGUUUAUUUUAAAUAUCAAUACGUCACUCAAGAUCGAAUCGAUCAACCAUGAUCCCGUUGAAAACCGAUGGGAUAUGAAGUUAAUCUCAUCGAACGACGGAAGUCAGUAUGUUGCCGAUUAUCUGAAAUUGAUUCAAAAUGAAAUGAAUUACUCGAACUCGAUGAUCUUUUUCGGUCAUCUGCUAUGGAACGAUCUUCAUCGGUUGACUCAAGCGAAAACAUAUUUUCAGACACUAUUAAAAACCUUACGCAAAGAUCAUGCGGACAUUCCGGAUAUUUAUAUCGAAUUGGCAAACAUUUAUGGUCAGAUGGGAGAACAUAAUUUAGCGUUGAAUAAAUCUCAGUUUGCAUUGAAUUUUCGUCAGAAGCAUCAACCGAACGAUCAGAUGCAGAUCGCUGUAUUACUCGAUUCGAUCGGUACCAUUUAUCGACAUAUGAAUAAUCUCGAUCGGGCUAUUGAUUUUCAUGGACAAGCUUUGUAUACCUACGAAACGAAGUGUUCCAAAACGAAAAACUUACUUCAGCGAGCGAAUACCAUCGCGAACUUGGGCUUCACAUACAAAGAGAAGAAUGAUCUUGAUUCGGCGCUGAACUAUUUCAAUUUAGCUUACGAGAUGCGUCAUGGGGAUCUUCCAGCAGGUCAUCCAUUACUUGCAGAGUCAUUGUAUAACUUGGCAAAUAUUUUUUAUGCGAAGAAUGAUUUCAAUAAAGCUUUGAAUUAUUUUCAGCAAGCAUUAGCUGUUUAUCCGUACGAACAUUUACAUCAGGCGACUAUUGAUCGAUCGAUCGGUUGGAUUUAUCGAGAUAAGCAAGAUUGGCAAACAGCUCUGAAUUAUUUCAAUCGUGCUUUGGAGAUUCGACAGCAUCUCUUACCGAAUAAAAACCAUGUGGACAUGGCUGUAUGUUAUGGAGAUAUCGGCGAGAUUUAUGAGAAAAUGAAUGAAUUCGAUUUAGCGCUAGAAAACUAUCAACGACAGUUUGAUAUGGAAGAACAAUGCUUACCAUUGAAUCAUCCGAACUUAAUGGUACACUUUGAUUUAAUUGUUAAUCUUCUGAAGAAGAAAGAUCAAUCGCGGAAAGCACUUGAAUUAUGUGAAGAGAAACUCUCGACUCUGAAACUCAUUCUUGAAAAUGAUUAUGAAGAUCAUCCACGUGUUGCUCGAAUAUUAGUUUCAAUUGCGGCAAUUUACGAAGACGAGAAUCCCAAACAAGCCGAUCAACAUUAUCAGCACGCCUUAUCGAUUCUUGAAAACAGAAAACAUGAGGAGAUUCUCCAAACAUGUCUUUCGCCGAUGACAAAUUUCUAUUGGAAAUGCCGCAUGUUCGAUCGAGCUUUGAUUUGUCAAAUGAAACUACUUCAACUUCGACGUUCAACAUUGUCUUCGAAUCACAAUGAAAUCGCUUACACUUUACGCGGUUUAGCACGCCUCUACCGUGCAAUGGAUAAGCCUGACGAUGCUUUGCAUUAUUUUCAUCAAAGUCUAAAUAUUCUUCUCGCUAAUAAUGGACGAGAACAUUUGGAUGUGAAAACGAUUCAACAGGAGAUCUUCGAUUUGAAAGAUAUGGUUCAUACAACAUCGGCCGGUGCAAGUGAAGAGAUUGCUGAAAAGCAACCAUCAGACACACAAAAGCGGAUUCCACCAUCACCGAAACAACCGUUAUUAACUGUGCCGAGUAUCGAACGAAGAACCUCUACAAAAUCUGUUACAAAUAGUGCAUUUUGUGUUAUUUUGUAA
This is a messenger RNA of Adineta ricciae, 2745 nucleotides long. NCBI's taxonomy places the organism in Eukaryota, Metazoa, Rotifera, Eurotatoria, Adinetida, Adinetidae. The record is from the annotation of a GenBank genome assembly.